CUCUGCGAUUUUCAAUUCAAAUAAAAAAUUUGAAAACACCAACUAAACCCUCACAGAGAGUGUUCGUGUAUCUGAACUUCUAACUUUUUAUCUAUGUUGAACUUUCCGUUCAAUCUCAAAUCAUAACUACUCAAAUUCGUCGAUUCGGUGUUUUGUUCUUCAAUUCCACUUUCAGAAUGCUGAGGGAUUCGAAAAUUCCACGCCGGAAUCCCGGCAAACAAGAAGUUGAAAAUGUGGAUCCGUCGGAUUCCUGGUCGUCCGGGACAAAUCCGAGAUGCACCGAAGCUUCCAGGCCUCCAUUGAAUACGAUUCAAGAUACUGACGCGAGUUGCGGAAGCAGUAAGUUUGACAAAACUCCAUCCAAAACCAACAAGAGGAAAGUAGGACCUGAACUUCGUACUCCUGAAAAGAGCUUGCAUUGGAAACACAGGUUCGCGUGGCCUCAGAGAAUCGAAACGGUUUCAUCUAUGAUUGAUGAUAGAAGAGGAUCUGGUAUUGGAAAUGGUACUCCGAAGGUAAAUCGUACUGGAAGGGCUUGUUCUGAAAGCAAUUCGACGCAGAGCACUCCUACCAAGAGUGUGACUAAGCCUCCUCCUCCUAGCUCGAGUGUUCGAGGUAAAGCUGAUGGAAGCUUCGGUGCUCGUUUGGGAAACUAUGUUGCAUUGUAUAAAGGUGUUUCGAGUACAUCUUGUACGCCGCCUACGGUUGUUAACACGGUUGAAGUACCUCACUUCGAUCUCAAAGAGGAUUCUUCAUUUUGGAUUAAUCACAAUGUACAGGUAAUUAUUCGUGUUCGUCCUCUCAAUAGCAUGGAGAGGAGUAUGCACAGCUAUAACAGAUGCCUAAAACAAGAAGGCUCUCAGUCCAUUACUUGGAUUGGGCAACCGGAAAAUCGGUUCACGUUUGAUCACGUUGCAUGUGAAACAGUAGACCAGGAUAUGGUUUUCAGAAUGGCUGGUCUUCCAAUGGUUGAGAACUGUCUUUCAGGAUACAAUAGCUGUAUGUUUGCAUACGGACAGACAGGAAGUGGGAAAACAUAUACAAUGCUUGGUGAAAUUGAAGAUUUAGAUGUGAAGCCCAGUCCUCAUCGUGGAAUGACUCCUCGUAUAUUUGAGUUUUUGUUUGCCAGGAUUCAAGCUGAAGAGGAAAGCAGAAGAGAUGAGAACUUAAAAUACAAUUGCAAAUGUUCCUUCUUGGAGAUUUACAAUGAACAAAUUACAGAUCUACUUGAUCCCUCGUCUACCAAUUUGCUUCUGCGGGAGGAUGUCAAGAAGGGUGUUUAUGUUGAAAAUCUUUCCGAGUUUGAGGCUCAAAGUGUGAGUGACAUUAUAAGGCUUCUAAUUCAGGGAUCGGCAAAUAGAAAAGUUGCAGCUACAAACAUGAAUAGAGAAAGCAGUAGGUCCCACUCUGUUUUUACAUGUGUAAUCGAGAGUACUUGGGAAAAGGAUUCUACUACUAAUUACCGUUUUGCAAGAUUAAACCUGGUUGAUCUAGCUGGUUCAGAAAGACAAAAAACUUCUGGUGCUGAGGGUGAGCGCUUAAAGGAAGCGGCUAGCAUCAAUAAGUCCUUAUCUACCUUGGGUCAUGUCAUUAUGAUACUAGUGGAUGUUGCAAAUGGGAAGCAGAGGCAUAUCCCUUACAGAGACUCCAGGCUAACGUUUCUUCUUCAGGAUUCUCUUGGUGGAAACUCGAAAACAAUGAUUAUUGCCAAUGUCAGCCCUUCUAUCUGCUGUGCUGCUGAAACUCUGAAUACCCUUAAAUUUGCUCAGAGAGCAAAAUUGAUUCAAAAUAAUGCUGUGGUGAAUGAAGAUUCUAGUGGGGAUGUAAUUGCUUUAAAACAUCAAAUUCGGCUUUUGAAGGAGGAGAUUUCUAUGCUCAAACGGUGCCAGAGUGUUUCCAGGUCAUUGUCAUUCAGAGAUAUAAAACAAUCAGUAGAAGACUACUCCUUGGAAAAUGAAGCUGACAUGGCUCAACAACAUGAUGAUGAUAUGUUUGAUUAUGAAUCCAAGGGCACCAGAAUGUCUCACAAACAGUUUGAGUCACUGCAGACAACUCUUGCUGGUGCUUUAAGAAGGGAGCAAAUAGCAGAAACUUCUAUUAGGCAACUAGAAGCAGAAGUUGAACUAUUGAACUCUUUGGUUCAUCAAAGAGAGGAGGAAACUAUGAGUUGCAAAAUGAUGCUUAGGUUUCGUGAAGAUAAAAUACGUCGAUUGGAAUCUCGAGUUCUUGGCUCUAUUACUGCAGAUCAAUUUUUGCAGGAAGAUAACAAAGCACUUUCUGAUGAGAUUCAGUUACUUCAGGGCAAAAUUGAUCAAAAUCCUGAAGUUACACGAUUUGCUAAGGAGAAUAUCAGGCUUCAAGAACAGCUUAGAAGAUAUGAAGAGUUCUAUGAAGAAGGGGAGAGAGAGAUUUUAUUAAGUGAAGUAUCUUCUUUAAGGGAACAGUUGCUUCAGUUUCUUGGAGGAAAAUCUGUUCAGGGUGAUUCAAGUUAUGACACUCAACCUCAGAAAACUCAGUGUUGCAGCAAACAAAAUGACUCCAUUGAUGUAGAGCUACGAAAUGCUCUGGAUAAGUUAGAGGAGUACAGGCACAACUUAAAUUGUUGCUUAGAGGAGAAUGCAAGACUCAGUAGGGAAUUAGACUCUUUGCAGUCAAUGUUCAACAACAAAAAUGCCACAAAGGUUUCUCCACCUAAGAUGUCGGUUAAGCAUGAACCUCAACUGUUAAAAGAGACCGAUGAUAUCUUGGAUUUGCACCUGGAGUUAGAUGUAAUAAAGAUAAUUCUGAAGGAAGAGAGGACUUCCCGAGGUAUAUUGGAGGAGGAAGCAACACGCUUAAAUCAUGAAAUUGUAAUGGAAAGAGACAAGCUUUUGCAGGCAAACAAACAAUUAGAAGAUACAGAUAAUGAACUGAAAGUUGCUAAGUCUGUAAUCGAAGCUCUUGAAUCACAACAAAUUUUAUCAAUCAAAGAGAUAGAAGACAUGCAAAACAAGAACAACAGUUCUCUGGAUCUUGUGAGGAAACAAGAGCGGGAGAUCACUUCCUUAAAGAAUCAAUUUGCACCUAAAGGUUUAAGAGACAGUUUAUCUUCAAAUCAUCCAAAGGUUGAUAACGAGUCCCCCUUACAAGUAAGGUUCAGAAGGAUGCAUGAUUCUCUUGAAAAAGCCAAGCAACUGAACAUGUUUUACCAAAGUGAUCGUGCACUCCAGAUAUCGAAUGAGGAAGAGAUGGACGAAGUCCGUCGGCAGGCUGAGGCUGAAACUGCCGAGGUAAUUGUCUGUAUGCAAGAAGAGCUUGCCCAGCUACAACAUCAAGUAAAUGAUAGCCAUCAGAAGGAAAUUGAAAUGAAGGAGAGUAUACUGCAUUUAGAAACUGAAUUGAAGGAUGUGCAAGAAAAAUUGCUUACUACUGUUGAUGAUAACCAAAGUUUUAGUGAAGAGCUUUGGCAGAGAGAUAAUGAACUCAAAUCACUUGUUGAAGAAUGGGAAUUGUUAACCUCUGAGAUUGAAGAGAUUCUUGGUGAUGGAUGUCAGGCACUAGAUGAUGCCUCUGAUGAACUGGGGCAUAUAAGCAAUUCACUUCCACAGAAAAGGAUAUGGAUUUCUGAACAAGUUAGCAUGAUGGUUAGAAAAAUCUCUGAGAAGGAAUUGCUGAUUGACGAGCUCGGAAGAUGUUUGGAAGAUGCAUGCAAUAAAAGAAGUGAUAUGGAGUGUAUGCUGAAGUCCUUACGAAGUGCAACACUGGUGAUUACUGAAGCCCACCAGAAGGAGUCAGCUGAACUAGAAAAAGAAAUUCUCCUUCUGACAUCACAAGUGAGUGAAAGAACAACUGCUCUGAAACAGAUGGAGGAGCAGUUGAUAUUGGCUGAAGACCAAAUCCGAAGAACAUCAACUUGUGCAACAGUGGCUUUUGUACUUGUGAAUAGACUGUCAGAUGUGAAUGAUGGUUAUCUUGUUGAUCUAAAGCACAAGGAUAAUCUGCUUGUUGAACUAGAAAAAGAAAUUCUCCUUCUGACAUCACAAGUGAGUAAAAGAACGUCUACUCUGAAACAGAUGGAGGAGCAGUUGAUAUUGGCUGGAGACCAAAUCCGAAAAACAUCAAGUUGUGCAACAGCGGCUUUUGUAGUUGUGAAUAGAUUGUCAGAGGUGAACGAUGGUUAUCUUGUUGAUCUAAAGCACAAGGAUAAUCUGAUUAAUGAACUAGCAGAAAUUAAUGACAAGAAGGACGCCGUUGUAAUUGAUCAAUCCACUUCCCUUGAACAAGCAAAGAGGCAGAUAGCUGAGUUACAGGAAAAAUGUGACAACUUAUGGCAGAAGCUGUCUGAGGAGAAAGAACACUCUUUUGCUUUGGAACAUAAACUUGAAGAUAUUGAAAAGAGUGUCAUUUCAGAGACUAGGGAGCAACUAGUAACAUUACAAGAUGGCGUCUCCUCAAUCAUGUCAUCUAUGGCCUCUUUUGCAGAUAAUUCCAACUGUCUUGAGAAUGGUGGAUCAAGGACAAGUUCUGAAACAAAUCAUCAAGCAGCUGAGAUGGCUGACUUAUCCUUUAAAUUGGCCAAACCUGGAUAUGACAAGAAAGACAGUAAAGCAAGAAAAGUUUCCAAGGAUGCAUGUGAAAGAGAUGUUACCAUUUCUCUGUUGAGAAAAGAAAUAGAAUGUGCUCUUGAAAGCUUAAAAGAAGUUCAAGAUGAGAUAGCUAAAUUACAUGAAGAGAAAAAAGAGAUGUCAAUAUAUGAAAAGCAAAGUCGGGAAAGUAUCAAGUGUCUCACAACUCAGAUACUUGCCCUGCAAGCAGCUAUGGGACACUUUGAAGAGCAAUCCGAAGUUAAGGUCGAAGUACUCAGUUACAAACUCAGGAACCUGGAGAAAACUCUAAAAGAAGCUAUGUCCUAUUGGAAUGAAACGAAAGAGUUGCUUGAACUAGAAGUUGGGGAGGCAAAGAUCGUUCAAGUUCAAAAAGCUGAAGAAACAUACUGUAUUCUUGCUAAAUUUGAAGAAGCCCAAGAGACAAUGAAAGAAGCAGAUAUUAUGAUCAAUGAAUUAGUGAUAGCUAAUCAGUCAAUGAAGAUUGAUAUAGACAAACUGAGAGAAAGAGAAAUCACAUUGCUCAGUGAGAAAGAUGUAUUAUUCAACAAGGUUGAGAGCUUACACACCGUUGUCGAUUUGAAGAAUCAGGAGAUAGAAGACCUUGUUGAAUCAAAUCUUAUAGACACAAGGAAGUUAGUCAUGGAGGUGGAUGAUGUCAUUAAAGAGGUCCAGUUGGCGAUGAAGGAAAACUUUACCUCUUUAGCUUGUGAUAUUGAAUGCUUAAAGUCUCAAUUUAUAUGUUCCACUAAGUCGAUACAACCAUGGCUCGAGAAGAUCUGGUCUGAGAUAGUUAAUAAAGAUUGUGCUAUGUCUGUACUACAUCUCUGUCACAUGAGUGUUCUUCUGGAAACAGUAACCGGAAUGCAUGCAGAAAAUGGCUUGCUUUCACAUGGCUUGUGUGAAUCAAACUCUGCCAUAAGUGAUUUGAAGGAACACAAUUUUAGAACAAGGGAAGAAUUAGAAAUGUGCAGAAUCUUGAAAGGGAAACUGCUUGCUGAUAUCCAGAAUAGUUUUGAUCGCAUCACUAGGAAAGAAGUGGAAGCUGGAGAGAUCACCGUCAAGCUAAACAUUUUUGCUAAAAACUUAUCAGAUCUACAGCUUCAGGAGGAGAUGAUGCUGCAAAGGUCUAAUGAAAUGGGGUCCCAACUUGCUAUUUUGAUGAGGGAAUUGGAUCUGAGUAAUUCUGAUCUUGUGGUAUCCCUUUUAGAUCAAGAGAAACUACUGAAGCAGAGAGUAGAAGCCACUGAGUCUCAAGCUGAAUUUCUUAUGGCAGAUUGGUACGCCAAAGACUUUGAGUUACUCAUCCGUUCUUCUGAAUUCAGCAACGUGGCCUGUAAUAUAUCUGAUAUGGAGGAGCACUUUGUCAAGUACUCUACAAUAAUUGAACAGUUGAAGACAGAAACGAUAUUUUUCCGGGUAGAAACUGAGUUAGCAGAACAAAUUUUGAUGGAUAAGGAAGUUGAAGUUUCCCUUCUAAAACGAGAAGUUCAGCAGGAAAAAGUAGAAAAGGAAAACUUAUUGAUGGAAUUGAAGCAAAACAUCUUAAGGAUUACCAAGAUGGGUGAAGCAAGCAAGGCACUUGAACAAAAUAUUGAGCAUCUGAAGGAUGUUAGUUGCUCUAAUAUUGCAUUGAAGGAUGAACUUGUUGAAGUUAAGGAGUCAGAGAUAAGACUUUUGAAUAAGAUUCAAGAUCUUGAGGUUUAUUAUGAUAGAGCAAUUGGUGAUGUCAUAGAAAAGACCGUGGCUUCUGAAUUUGCUUCCCAUCAUAUUUUGUUUCUUGAAGAUCAAAUCAGAGAGUUACAGAGCAUAAGCGACAUAUUGGAAAGUUCAUGUUGCAAACUUAAGAAUGAGCUGCACCUAAGGGAUUCAGAGAUAGAAAGAAUACAAAGUUUGUUGCAACUUGAGUUAUCUAGAAAGGAAGAUGUAAUAAAAGGGUUGUUGUACGAUCUGAGCUUACUGCAGGAAUCUGCAUCUAUCAGCAAAGACCAAAAGGAUGAGAUGGAGGAAAUGAUGGCCACAAUGGAAGAUUUUGAAUCCGAGCUUACAGUUAAAUCUGGCGAGCUUGCUUCUGUAGCUGCAAAAUGUCAGUUGCUUGAAACUCAGUUAAUGGAUAAAUCAAACAGAGUUACAGCUCUUGAGUUGGACCUCUCAAAAGAGUGUGAGAUUGUAAAGUUGCAAGUCAGUGAAAUUCAUGAACUUAGAACUCAUAUUAAAGAUGCCUUGGUGGCAAGAAAACUGGCAGAGGAAGAGCUAAAAGAAAGAAAGAACAUAACAGAGAGUUUGGAGAAUGAAAUCUUGGAAAUGAGCAAUGUUCUUGGCCAAAUGAAUGAUUCAAUGAAAAACCUAAGUGUUGAUAGGGAUGCCCUAACUAUUCAGAGGGAUCAACUUCAGGGUCAGGUGAUUUUACUCAAAGAAAGGUUUGAAAAAGCUGCAGCACAAGCUGAAGCUAAUGAAGGGAUUGCACAAGAUGCUCAAAAGAUGGCUGAAGCAAGAAAAGUUUAUGCGGAAGACAAGGAAGCAGAGGUUGAACUUCUUGAGAGAUCUGUUGAAGAGCUGGAAAGUACCAUAAAUGUACUAGAAGAAAAUGUUGACUUCAUUAAAGGAGAAGCUGAACGACAACGGCUGCAAAGAGAAGAACUAGAAACAGAGCUAUGUGCAUUAAAAGAGCAGAUGCAAAAUCUACGAAAUGCUGAUGAUGAUACAAAAAGAUUUCUGGAUGGAAAAGAGAAAAGCCUUGAAGAAGCCCAAAAUCACAUACAGGUUCUGAAGAGUGAUAUUGCAGGAAAAGAUGCAGAGGUUGCACAAAUGAAAGCUCAUAUUUCAGAGCUUAAUUUGCAUGCUGAAGCACAGGCUAUGGAGUACAAGCAGAAAUUCAAAGCAUUGGAAGCGAUGGUCGAGCAAGUCAAACCUGAGGGCAUUUCCACGCAAUCCACCAAUGCUCUGUCAAACAAGUCUGAGAAGAAUGCGACCAAGUCUCGAGGUUCUGGUUCUCCUUUCAAAUGUAUUGGCUUGGGAUUGGCACAACAGGUAAAACAUGAAAAGGUUGAAGAGCUGUCUGCUGCAAAACUGCACAUUGAGGAACUAGAAUCUCAGGCAGCAUGUCGACAGAAAGAGAUAUUUGCACUGAAUGCCAGAUUAGCUACUGCGGAGAGCAUGACCCAUGAUGUAAUUCGGGACUUACUUGGAGUGAAGUUGGAUAUGACUUCUUAUGUGUCACUACUGGAUAAUCAUCAAGUUCAGAAGAUUGCAGAGAAAGCUCAAUUUCAUACUCUAGAACCUCAAGAGAAGGAACAAGAGGUUACUAAACUAAAGAGACAGCUUAAUGAAUUUAUUGAAGAGAGGAACGGAUGGUUAGAUGAUAUCAAUAGAAAACAAGCUGAGUUAGUAGCUGCACAGGAUGCAUUGGAAAACCUUCGGCAGCGACACCUGCCACUAAAAAACGAAAAUGAAUUGUUGAGGAUGGAAAAUGCAAGUAAGAUGAGUAAGGUAAUGGAACUGGAGGAAGAAAUCAAGAAGCUGUCGGGUCAGCAAAAUCUUCAGCAGCGUAUUCAUCAUCAUGCUAAAAUUAAGGAGGAAAACAACACAUUAAAGAUGCAGAAUGAACAACUCAGCGCAAAGUUACGCAGGUCAAAUCACUUCAUGUCACGUGUCCAAGAAGACAUUGCUCGCCUUCGUGCUUCUACAGGGUCGAAACAAUAUAUUGAUUUUGAUCAGGAGCAACGUCUGAGAAAAAUGGUGAAGGAGACUGAGGAAGAGAAAAUACAAUUAGCACAACAAUUACUGAGAUUGUCUACUAAUGUUCUAAAGGCUGCUGGAAUAGCAAAACCAGUGUCAGAAGUGAAUCCUACUGUUGCUGAAGAGGCCCUAGACAAGCUCAAGAAUAGGAUAACUUCCCUGGAAAUGGAACAAGAAGAUUUGAAGUUUAAGAAUAAAAUUAUGAAAGAAAAGAUUCGACUAUCUGAACUCAUGCCACAAGCUUCUCCUUUGAGCUCAAGAUCUGAAGAGAAUCGAAAAACUCCACCAAAGGCCAACAAAGCUUCAUUUCUUUCCAGUUUUGAUCGAUACUGAAGUUAGUUUUCAGAUAAUUAUUUGUUUCAUUAUGCUAUGUUUUAGCUAUUCACGCUUAUUCUUUGAUUAACAUGUAAAAAGAAACUAACAUGUACAUGUACUAUGUACAGUGUUUUUUUGGAACGGUGAUAUGUACAGUUAAAUUAAUGAGAAAUUGAUAUUGUUAAUAUAUAGAAGAGUUCUGUGGUACUUUGGGAAUGUAAA
Messenger RNA from Vicia villosa (hairy vetch), 8858 nucleotides. Its product is annotated as kinesin-like protein KIN-12D. The record is from RefSeq and is a predicted model, not a curated record. The coding region runs from base 177 to 8654 and encodes 2825 amino acids. Gene Ontology annotation, biological process: microtubule-based movement. The transcript has 38 exons. NCBI's taxonomy places the organism in Eukaryota, Viridiplantae, Streptophyta, Magnoliopsida, Fabales, Fabaceae. Gene Ontology annotation, molecular function: microtubule motor activity; ATP binding; microtubule binding.